Messenger RNA from Mandrillus leucophaeus (drill), 556 nucleotides. RefSeq names its product sulfotransferase 1A3-like. Gene Ontology annotation, biological process: sulfation. The record is from RefSeq and is a predicted model, not a curated record. Lineage: Eukaryota; Metazoa; Chordata; Mammalia; Primates; Cercopithecidae. Gene Ontology annotation, cellular component: cytoplasm. Gene Ontology annotation, molecular function: sulfotransferase activity. The coding region runs from base 99 to 488 and encodes 129 amino acids. The transcript is spliced from 5 exons.
CUCAGGGCAGAGAGCAGCCCUGCACUCCCUACACUGCAUCCACACUCAGCCCCUGCAAGCAAGGAGAGCACAGGCCAGGUUCCCGAGAGCUCAGGAACAUGGAGCUGAUCCAGGAUGCUUCCCGCCUGCCACUGGAGUACGUGAAGGGGGUCCCGCUCAUCAAGUGCUUUGCAGAGGCACUGGGACCCCUGCAGAGCUUCCAAGCCCAGCUCGAUGACCUGCUCAUCAGCACCUACCCCAAGUCCGGCACCACCUGGGUGAGCCAAAUACUGGACAUGAUUUACCAGGGUGGCGACCUGGAGAAGUGUAACCGGGCUCCCAUCUACAUACGGGUGCCCUUCCUUGAGGCCAAUGAUCCAGGGGAUCCCUCAGGGAUGGAGAUGCUGAAAGACACACCGGCCCCACGGCUCAUCAAGUCACACCUGCCCUUGGCCCUGCUCCCCCAGACUCUGUUGGAUCAGAAGGUUAAGGUGUUCUAUGUUGCCUGAAACCCAAAGGAUGUGGCGGUCUCCUACUACCACUUCUAUCUCAUGGCCAAGGUGCACCCUGACCCUGG